CAGUUGCAGUAUUCUGCGGAAACCCUGAACAAGAGCGGUCGUCUGUUCCCUUUGGAGCUCAACGACCAGAGUCCCUGGAAGGUCUUCAGUGGAGGACCGCCCGUCAGAAGCCAGGCAGCCACGGGCCCUGAUUUCUCCUUCCUGCCGGGCCUGUCUGCUGCCGCUCACACCAUGGGUCUUCAGUGGCAGCCACAGUCCCCGCGCCCAGGCGCAGGCCUGGGUGCAGCCAGCACCGUGGACCCCAGUGAAAGCACAGGCUCGUCCACGGCCCCACCGACCAAGCGGCAUUGCCGGUCCUUGUCAGAACCCGAGGAGCUUGUGCGCUGCCGGUCCCCCUGGCGCCCCGGCAGCUCCAAGGUCUGGACUCCAGUCUCCAAGAGGCGGUGCGACAGCGGCGGGAGUGCCACGCGGCAGGGAAGCCCCGGCGCCGUCCUGCCGAGGAGUGCUGUGUGGUCGACCGGUCCCACCUCGCCCGCCACGCCCCGGCCGUCCUCCGCCAGCGGCGGCUUCGUGGACAGCAGCGAGGGCAGUGCGGGCUCAGGCCCGCUCUGGUGUUCCGCGGAGUCCUGCUUGCCCUCCACGAGGCGCCGCCCGUCCCUCUCACAGGAGCGACUCGCGGGUGCGGGCACUCCCCUGCCCUGGGCCAGCAGCAGCCCCACGUCCACGCCUGCGCUGGGCGGGCGCCGUGGGCUGCUCCGGUGCCGCUCACAGCCUUGCGUGCUCAGUGGGAAGAGGAGCCGGCGCAAACGGAGGCGUGAGGAGGACGCCAGGUGGACACGCCCAUCCUUGGACUUCCUGAAAAUGACCCAGCCGCACAGCUGUGCCCGCGAGUGCGAGUCCCGCGUCCGAGGCCUCGGCGUGAGCUUACAGCAUCUGUCGGGUCCGAGCAGUCAGUCCAGAGGGUCGACUCUGAAUGAAAACAAAACGCCGUGGUUUGAAAUGGAAGGAAACCUGGCCCCUGAAGACUUUAAAAAAUUCAAAAAGCCUUUGCUCCCUCAAUUACGAAGAUGACGAUGAGGAUGACACCCCAGUGAAGACGGUUCUGUCCUCCCCAUGUGACUCCCGGGGCCUCCCUGGCAUCACCAUGCCUGGCUGCAGCCAGAGGGGCCUCAGGACCAGCCCUGUCCACCCCAACCUGUGGGCCUCUAGGGAGUCGGUGACCAGUGAUGGCUCCCGCAGGAGCAGCGGGGACCCCCGUGAUGGGGACAGUGUCGGGGAGGAGGGCGUCUUCCCCCGGGCCCGCUGGGAGCUGGACCUGGAGCAGAUCGAGAACAACUGAGGCUGGUGGGGGCUGGUCGGGGCCAUGGCUGCCGCCUGCACCUGCCCUGGGGCACAGAGUAGGUUUCCUGUGAGCUGGUCGGGGCCACGGCCCGGCACCUGCCCUGGGGCACAGAGUAGGUUUCCUGUGAGCUGGUCGGGGCCACGGCUGCCGCCGGCACCUGCCCUGGGGCACAGAGUAGGUUUCCUGUGAGCUGGUCGGGGCCACGGCUGCCGCCGGCACCUGCCCUGGGGCACAGAGUAGGUUUCCUGUGAGCUGGUCGGGGCCACGGCUGCCACCGGCACCUGCCCUGGGGCACAGAGUAGGUUUCCUGUGAGCUGGUCGGGGCCACGGCUGCCGCCUGCACUGCCCUGGGGCACAGACUAGGUUUCCUGUGAGCUGGUCGGGGCCAUGGCUGCUGCCUGCACCUGCCCCAGGGCACAGAGUAGGUUUCCUGUGAGCUGGUCGGGGCCAUGGCUGCCGCCUGCACCUGCCCCGGGGCACAGAGUAGGUUUCCUGUGAGCUGGUCGGGGCCAUGGCUGCCACCGGCACCUGCCCUGGGGCACAGAGUAGGUUUCCUGUGAGUUGGUCGGGGCCACGGCUGCCGCCUGCACUGCCCUGGGGCACAGACUAGGUUUCAUGUGAGCUGGUCGGGGCCAUGGCUGCUGCCGGCACCUGCCCUGGGGCACAGAGUAGGUUUCGUGUUGCUUGGAACAUUAAGGCGUAAUUUUGAUUCAGUUUUUCCUAAAGAAGCAUUUUGCAUUUUUAUGGCUUUUGCAGUUCGGGAGAAAGCUUCUCUAUUUUGGAUGCAUUUCAGAAGGGCGUUCUAUUAAACAUGAAUCUGCAAACAGAUUAACAUGCGUCUGUGUUCCCCACGAAAGGCCUGCUGUGCAGGGCGCCUUGUGUGCUUUAGUUGCUAGGAAACCCCGGGCGUUGGUGGUCAGAGUCCCACUGGCCCCGUGUGUCCCCCCCUCCCGACGGGUCACGGUGCUUGGGGCUUGCGCAUGGGCAUCUGUGCCCAUGAACCUUGUCACCCACGUGCCAGUGAACCGCCAGCUUGUGGCCGCCUGGUUUUCCACCGGUGGCAGUGAUGGCCUUUGGGGCAGACCAAGGUGCCAUGAGUCCCUGCUUCCCGUGGCCUGGGAGGGCCCUUGCACCUUCAGGUGGGGUGUAGUGCCAGACCUCUGGGAAGGCUGUCCUGCCGGCAGCACCCGUCAGCACCCACUCUGUGAAUUUAAUACAAGGCCUUUGCUUUGUGCAUACGACUUCUGAUUAAUUUUCGUUUCCACCAUCUGAAGUGGGCCUGGCUGCGCCUCAGGCCUCUGGUCUCUGGCUCAGAACCAGACAAGGCAAGGGAUUUCCUGUUUUUCAUUCUUGCACUUUUAAUAAAAUCGUAGGGGUUUCGAGUUUGCGAUAGCAAAAGAAAACAUUAA
Molecule: messenger RNA, 2691 nt
Organism: Homo sapiens (human)
Lineage: Eukaryota; Metazoa; Chordata; Mammalia; Primates; Hominidae
Gene: FAM53A
Product: family with sequence similarity 53 member A
Cellular component (GO): nucleus
Source: RefSeq, marked validated